Messenger RNA from Anopheles nili, 672 nucleotides. RefSeq lists its product as uncharacterized. The coding region runs from base 1 to 672 and encodes 223 amino acids. The record is from RefSeq and is a predicted model, not a curated record. The transcript has a single exon. Lineage: Eukaryota; Metazoa; Arthropoda; Insecta; Diptera; Culicidae.
AUGAACGGAGAAUAUCCGAAGAUCCUGUACCGCAUUGCGGCUCCAAGUGAGAGCGAUCGGAUCCGAGAGGCCCUGCUAUCAUUCUACUACCCAGAGGAACUGCUGAGUCGAUCGUACGCCGGAGAGCAGCAGAUCGCCGGAGCAGGACCACCAGAAGAACAGCUCCAGCAUGCGUUAUCCUUCGCCCAGCAGGGUAUGGCCGCGUUGGCGAUCGAGGAAGACCACGGGAGGAUCAUUGGUGUUGCGAUCGCGCGCUGCGUGAAGCCAACAACGGCAGGUGAUCUGUUGACGGCGGUACCACAAACAGGAUCGCAUCAGUGGGCUGAAACGUUGCGGUUGUUUGCGCAUCUCGAGCACACCGGAGAUGUUUGUGGGCGUUUUCGAUCACGCCGUGCCUACCACGUGUUCGUGUUGGCCGUAGAACCACACUUCCGGCGUCGAGCCAUUGGCCAGAAGCUCAUGGAAUUUCAGCUGGCACGAGGAAAAUCGCUUCGCUUUCGGGUAGUGAGUGCGGAUUUCACGUGCAAGGAAGCGGCUCGCAUCGGUGAACGUGUGGAUAUGAGGUGUGUCAGUGUUCUGUCUCUGAACCAGUAUCGCAACCCGGUCGGAGAGCGUUCGUUUGCGGCACCGGAAGUUGAUCCGGUCGUGAGCACGUACGCUCGGUAUGUUUGA